Molecule: messenger RNA, 561 nt
Organism: Colletotrichum gloeosporioides
Lineage: Eukaryota; Fungi; Ascomycota; Sordariomycetes; Glomerellales; Glomerellaceae
Product: Protein sym-1
Exons: 3
Coding region: 1-561 (186 amino acids)
Cellular component (GO): membrane; cytoplasm; mitochondrion
Source: RefSeq, a predicted model, not a curated record
AUGCUCGGCUGGUAUCAAGCACGACUUGCGGCCCGCCCGCUGCUCACCCAGAGCAUCACCACCGCCAUCCUCUUCGCCACUGGUGACCUGACCGCUCAGCAGCUCGUCGAGAAGCGCGGCCUCGAGAAGCAUGAGUGGGCUCGCACCGGCCGCAUGGCCCUCUACGGCGGAAGGCAAACCCUUUGGAUGAGCAAGCCUAUGCUGACUUCACCAGCCGUCUUCGGCCCCGCCGCCACAACCUGGUUCAAGUUCCUCCAGAACAACGUCGUCCUCCGCAACAAGAACCUCGAGAUCCUCGCCCGCGUCGGUGUCGAUCAGGGCGUCUUCGCCCCGGUGAUGAUCGGCGUUUUCCUGUCCUCCAUGGCCGUCCUCGAGGGCGUCCCUCCCCAGGAGAAGCUCGAGAAGAGCUACACGACGGCGCUCACCUCCAACUACAUGCUCUGGCCCUUUGUGCAGAUGGUCAACUUCAAGCUGGUCCCUCUCCACCACCGGGUCCUGUUCGUCAACGUCAUCAGCAUCGGGUGGAACUCGUAUCUCAGUUUCUUGAACAGUCAGAAAUAG